AUGGAGGCUGCUUCACUCCACAGGCCAGAUCCCGACCUGUAUUCUAAAGAGGAUCCUGUGACAAAGCAAUUGGCUCCCAGGGACAAAAUUCUGCUGAUGUGGAAGAGACCUUAUGAGGUUGGUGCUGGGCUCUGGAAUGUGGGAAACACCUGCUACAUGAAUGCUGCCCUGCAGUGUCUGACAUACACACCACCCCUUGCCAACUAUAUGCUGUCCCAGGAGCAUUCUCUAACCUGUCGUCGUCAGAAAUUCUGCAUGCUGUGCACUAUGCAAGACCAUGUUACAAGGGUGCUGCAGCAUCCUGGAAAUGUUGUCAAGCCCUCGCAUGCACUGGCUUCUGGCUUCCAUAGAUACAACCAGGAAGAUGCCCAUGAAUUUCUGAUGUUCACUGUGGAUGCCAUGAAGAAAGCUUAUCUGUCUGGGCACAAGCCCUUAGAUGGUCACUCUGAGGACACAACCCUAAUCCAUCAAAUAUUUGGAGGGUACUGGAGGUCUCAAAUCAAGUGUCUCCACUGCCAUGGCAUUUCAGACACCAUUGACCCUUAUCUGGAUGUUGCUCUGGAUAUCAAGGCAGCUCAGAGUGUGAACCAAGCUCUGGAUCAGUUGGUGAAGACUGAACACCUGGAUGGAGAGAAUGCCUAUGACUGCAGUAGUUGUCUAAAGAAGGUACCCGCCUCCAAGUCCUUGAAUUUGCACACUGCCUCCAAGGUUCUAAUCCUUGUAUUGAAAAGGUUCUCAGAUAUCACAGGCAACAAAAUUGCCAAAGAAGUGCAAUAUCCCGAGUGUCUUGACAUGCAACCAUACAUGUCUCAGCAGAAGAGAGGACCACUUAUUUACCUCCUCUAUGCUGUGCUGGUGCAUGCUGGGAGGAGCUGUCAAAGUGGACAUUACUUCUGCUAUGUCAAAGCUGGGAAUGGCCAGUGGUACAAAAUGGAUGACGAUAAAGUAACUGCCUGUGACAUAUCUUCUGUUCUGAGUCAGCAUGCCUAUGUCCUCUUUUACAUCCAGAAGAGUGAAUUGGAAAGGGAUGGUGGGCAUGCGUCAAUAGAGGAGAAACCAAGAGCCCUUGGGGCUGAAUUCACAGAUAUUGGAGCAACCCAAGGGGGACUCAACAGGGACUCCUGCAUUGGAGUUCCUGAGUUGGAGGCACACUUUGGGAAAACAACAACUAGAGAACUGUCCUUACAUCAGUGGAAAUGCCUCCAGGAGCAAAACCGAUCAGAGCCUGAAUUCAACUUCAGAAAAAUAGAAUCUACCCUGCCUUCCAGUGGAGUCAUGUCUCAUCAAUUGAAGUACAGGGGUGAGCUGAAAGAGAAUCACACUGAGCAGGACAACUACCUGCUGCACAAGCCAGCCAGGAACAUGACAGAUCAGAUGUCCCUGAGCACUGAGACACCCCUAGAGAACAAGACAAAACUUACCCAGAAAGCUGGUGCUCACCUGCAGCCUCCACGGCUCAGAGCUCUCCUGAACCCUGUCCAGGCCUGCACCGAGGCCCGUCUCCCAUCACCCAGCCCUGCUCCAGGCCAGCCCCUGAGGAUGGCCUUCAGGAGACUGGACAACGGACAGUGGAGCUCCAGGCUCCUGCUGGCUCCCUCUUCCCUGCCCGCUGAGAAGCCAGGCCCUCCUGCUCAGAGCCCUCAAGUCCCAGAGUCUGAGGGUCACUGUGCCUGGGUCCCACUGAGCAUCCUGUAUGAGGACCUUCGGGUUUCCUCCUCUGGGGACAGUGACUGGGAGUUAGACACCAGGUGGAGGAAGACUCAUCCUCCAGCCUCAUCGCCUAGGACAGGCCUGUUGUGCUGA
This is a messenger RNA of Lemur catta (Ring-tailed lemur), 1803 nucleotides long. Its product is annotated as ubiquitin carboxyl-terminal hydrolase 17-like protein 6. Gene Ontology annotation, molecular function: cysteine-type endopeptidase activity; cysteine-type deubiquitinase activity. The transcript has 3 exons. NCBI's taxonomy places the organism in Eukaryota, Metazoa, Chordata, Mammalia, Primates, Lemuridae. Gene Ontology annotation, biological process: protein deubiquitination; regulation of apoptotic process. Gene Ontology annotation, cellular component: nucleus; cytosol. The coding region runs from base 1 to 1803 and encodes 600 amino acids. The record is from RefSeq and is a predicted model, not a curated record.